CUUACCUUCUGUGAACUUUAUCAACAGAUUAAAGGAAAUCAUGUUUAAGGAAAUAAAUAUUCUGCGGGUGCUUGAAACCUUUUUGUCUCAAAAGUAUUUCGAGGUCCUUUUUCUAAAGAUGGGUUUUCCUUCCCCACCGGCUAGUGUUUCUUCAGAAUGACCAAAAAGCAUAACUUAGUGUCCAAGCUUUUCUUUGUCAUUCCCUUCUCUUUUGUGCCUUAUAAAAAGAGCUUUUCUUCAAUUUCUCCAUACAAUCACCACAGAACUUGUGAUCUGAGCCAAAAAUUCUGUUGAGGGAUGGUUAAGCUAACAAUUGUGGGAAGGGUGAAGGAUGGCUUGCCUCUCGCACAAGGUCGUCGGUACGUUACCGAUGACGACGGCAUCUUUGGGUUUUACAAGCAACAAGCCGAACUUGUACUCGAAGAAAUCGCAAGAGGAGCCUUGGAGUCUUCCAAGAUGACCGUUCACGUCGAUCACCAUUGCUUCCACUACUUGGUGGAGGAUGGUGUUUGCUUUAUUGUGUUGUGCGAAUCGUCGUAUCCAAGAAAGCUUGCUUUCCAUUAUCUGCAAGAUUUGCACGCGGAGUUUGACAAGUUUGACAAACGAAUCCUAGACAAAAUUACCAGACCAUACAGCUUUGUGAAAUUCGAGAGUGUGAUAGGGAACAUUAGGAAGCGGUACAUCGAUACAAGGACCCAAGCCAAUCUGUCAAAGCUUAACGCGGUCCGUAAAAAGGACGUCGACAUAAUGACAACGCAUGUUUCAGAGAUUGCCAGAAGAAGGAGAUAUUUAAGUGAAGGUCCCUCUCAUUUUCGAAUCUGA
Messenger RNA from Syzygium oleosum, 822 nucleotides. Its product is annotated as 25.3 kDa vesicle transport protein SEC22-1. Gene Ontology annotation, molecular function: SNAP receptor activity. The record is from RefSeq and is a predicted model, not a curated record. The transcript has 3 exons. The coding region runs from base 298 to 822 and encodes 174 amino acids. Gene Ontology annotation, cellular component: endoplasmic reticulum membrane; Golgi membrane; SNARE complex. Gene Ontology annotation, biological process: retrograde vesicle-mediated transport, Golgi to endoplasmic reticulum; vesicle fusion with Golgi apparatus; endoplasmic reticulum to Golgi vesicle-mediated transport. NCBI's taxonomy places the organism in Eukaryota, Viridiplantae, Streptophyta, Magnoliopsida, Myrtales, Myrtaceae.